AUGGAGUCGUACAAGAUCUUGGACGGACAUCGUCCUUCCAGCUUGGCAGAAUGGUCAUGCUCACAGGAUGAAGACUCUGGCCACGAGGUCUUCAACUUCAUUUUUACCAAACUUGUUCUACGUCUUGAGCUCUCAUCGGAUCAUCGCUCCAUGAUAUUGUGCAGACUCACCGACACAGACGGUUCGUUCAACAGAAAGACCAUUGACCCUAUCCGGGAAGAAAUACGCUGCAUUAUGAGAAGUGUACUCAGCAACAGAUCCCUCCCAGUCAGGAAACACGACCUGGAGAUAGGAAUUCUGCAGACCUUAGAAGCGAUUCACGAGUUAGAGCUUGAGUUUAAGAUCGAAGAUGCUCGAAGAACACGAGAUCGUUAUAGCAAAGGAUGGGCAGCCGAUCAACUCUCAGACUGGAGCGAACUCAUCAACAACCCCUACGGUCUUGACGUAUCAACUAUCCAGGACACAGCCUACUCGAUCCUUGGCAAGACCCCUGAGGAGCUCGUAGCUGAAAUCCCCAAGGAAUGGAGGAUCAUUCAUGUGGAAUCUGUUCUCCGCAGAGACUUUGUCAGCCGUUUCUGCAGCUAUCAAGAGACGCUUCGCAGGAACUUCCAGAAGCCUGACGCGAUUCUUCGCGAUAGAAUCCCCCCUCACUCAAAGCUUGAUGGCCGCAUUCGAUCAACAAUUAGCCGCGAAGACAUCAUCGAAGACAUGCUUACUCCCCGUGUCACAUAUCACGGAACGCGCAUCGAGUCGGUGGCAUCUAUAGUUCGUCACGGAUUCAAAAUGCCUGGGGACUUGGUAGAUGGUCAUGCUAUCGCCUCACCACGAUCAGGCAUUGCCUACGAUCGCGGUAUUUACUCAUCUCAGGCACCUUUUUACGCCUUGUCAUUUGCAAAAGGCAGACAGAUGACUCCCUUGGGCAUGCUUCCCAGCAUGAAGCUGUUUGUCUGCGCUACAGUCAUGGGUCGUACAUUAUCAGGCGGUUCUGAAGUCCACGGCCCUUUAGUCGAUGGCUUCGACGCGCACUUUGAUAGAAGAUUUGAGUACAUUGUUCAUAACGAGCGGGCCAUAUUACCCUGCUAUGUCAUCCACCUCGAUCUUGGCUCCGAGGCAGCCAAACGAGCUCUGACAAAACUCCAGUCGAAUCCCGAGGAAUUCUACAGUAUUUCAAAGACCAAGAAGAGACCCGAGGCCAAGAGCACGGCGCCCGGAGAUAUCCGGCGAGAAAAGGAGGCGAGAAAGGCUUCGGCUAUGAAGUGGUUCCCUUACGGCUUUGGCCCUGCUACUGGGACUAGGUUUGUCAUUGAGGAGGUUGGUGAUAUCUCUGAUGACGAGGAGGAGUAUGGGGAAUGGCAGGCUGACAAGCAUGGAUUUUCGAACACGUACAUGAAAAACGCUGGAGUAUGGGAGGAAGACGAAGGGCAACAGCAUGCCGAGGAGUAUGACGAUGAUGGUAACCCCGUAAAGCGCAAGGGGUUGUUGAUGGAUCAGUACCAGCAUAUCGCACAUCCAACAUACAAGAAGUGA
Messenger RNA from Fusarium sp. VM40, 1527 nucleotides. The record is from the annotation of a GenBank genome assembly. NCBI's taxonomy places the organism in Eukaryota, Fungi, Ascomycota, Sordariomycetes, Hypocreales, Nectriaceae.